This is a messenger RNA of Cooperia oncophora, 243 nucleotides long. NCBI's taxonomy places the organism in Eukaryota, Metazoa, Nematoda, Chromadorea, Rhabditida, Trichostrongylidae. The record is from the annotation of a GenBank genome assembly.
AUGAGUCCCGACAAAGAGAAAUCCAGGUACAAACGAUCAGAUAGGAAACGUAGUAAGGAGAAAUCACAAGUCGAAGAUCUUUCACACUUGGAUCACAUAUUCGAUCCUGAUGGACGCUACAGAGAAACCAAAUUCGAAGGAAUGCUUAACGAAGAUGCAGCAGAUGAUGUGGAAAUCCCGUCGAAAACGGAAAAAGAUGACUCAGCAAAAAGAGAAAAAGAAAAGAAAAAACCGGCUCAUUAC